AUGUCGCUUCCUCAACGGCCUGGGCGGCCCGAACUGUCCCAACAGCCAUCGUUUCGAGAUUCUUCAUACCAUCGCCGAAGACAUGAUAUCGAAUCAGGCGGAUACAGCGACACCCCCGCCAGCCCGGGCUCGCAAUCGCGUCGAAACCAGGGCUUUUUUUCCACCGGGCAAGCCUCUCCAUCUUCCCCGCGAGAACAUGACCGAAUGGUAUCUCCCGACUUGAAUCGUAAACGCAGUCUGAUCCGGCCCGAAAGAACCCGCAUCGGCCGCGACCACCCCAACUACCAUUACCGCCAGCAUGCCCAAAAUAUGCCCACCUAUCCAUCAACAACGGGCAAUGAACCUGUCAUGGAAGACCCUACUGAGGCGGAAACCGUCAGCACCGGAAGCACAGACACAAAAAGCUUAAAACGCGAAAAGGGCAACCCCAGCAUGGAAUAUGAGGCACCUCGUAGGGCUAGGCCAGGCCCCCCAGUUUCCAGUCAGAGCCAGGCCAACGUACAGCGAAAAUUAUCGCGAAAGCUAUCCAGGUCCCAAAAGGAAAACGAGAGAAGGCGCCAAAAAGAAUUAGACGCAAUUCGACCUCCUAGUCUCUGGAACGUGUACUGCGCCAUGAUAACCUUUUGGUGUCCUGAUUUCUUGCUAAAAUGCUUCGGGAUGCCGGCCAAAGCCCAACGAAGAGCGUGGCGUGAGAAAAUGGGUCUUAUCAGCCUGAUUCUUCUUAUCUGUGGUUUCGUCGGUUUCCUGACCUUUGGCUUCACCCAGGUUGUUUGUGGAAAUCCAGCCACACGGUUAAAGGUUAAUCACGUCGACUCAGGCUAUCUAAUUAUUCACGGCAAGGCAUAUAACUUGGUCGAGUCCACGCAUCCUGCUGCCAUUGGAGUUCCUGGCGGUUCAAAUGUCCUUUUCGACCUGACUGAGAAAAACGGAGGCAAGGACGCGAGCUUCUUGUUCCAGAAUGUUAAUGGCGAGUGCAAAGGGCUCAUCACUGCUGUCGAAGGCUCUGAUAUUCCUACGAAUUCCGAACAAGAAAUGGGCUGGUACUUUCCAUGCUCGUUACUUAACCAGGAUGGCUCGAGUAAACCAAAUUUUACCGCGCCGCGUUACGUCGGAUACUCGUGCCACACCACCCCCAAGGCCAGAAACGCACUCUACAGCUUGGACAGCUACGGUGAUGUCUACUUCACCUGGGACGACGUGAAGAACAAGUCCCGCAACCUGGUGGUCUAUUCGGGCACUGUCCUCGAUUUGGACCUUUUGGCGUGGUUCAAUACUAGCCAGGUAUCAUACCCAUCACGAUUCGACGAGCUGCGAAACAACCCAGACUUCAAAGGCGUGGAUCUCACCCAUAUGUUCCAAUCCGGCUCAGAGAAGAAAAUUGCAAAGUGUCUAUCAGAGAUCAUUAAAGUGGGAUCUGUUGACACCGAAACCGUUGGUUGCAUCGCAUCCAAGACCGUGUUGUAUAUCUCCUUGGUAUUCAUUCUAUCCGUUGUCGGGGCGAAGUUUCUCCUUGCCUUGACCUUCCAGUGGUUUAUUGCGAGACGGUUUGCUGCCCCCAAAACUGCCAUUGAUCCUCAGUCGAAGGAACGGAAACGCCAGAUUGAAGACUGGAGCGAUGAUAUUUAUCGUCCCGGCCCGCGCCUGAAUGAUCCUGCUGCUCCGGGUUCAAAACGUGGAAGCAACCUGUUCCCUACAACGUCCCGUUUCUCCAGCCCUUAUGUCAUGGGUGCUCAAAAACAACGACCCGCGCCGACAACAAUGGCAAGCCAAAAUGCCGGCAGUCGUCUCAAUGCACCAUCUGCCAUGUACAAGGCUGGCCAAAAUUCUAGUCAAGCUACCCUGAGCGUUGAGCAUCUCAACCGCCAGAGCGUCGCAGCCAGCCGAUCGAGUCUCAUGGUACCAGACCCGCGUUACUCCACCAUCAGCGACAUUGAGGGCAAAGGACCAGCUGAGUUGAUCCAUGAGGCGGUUGUGCCCCAGCCACCCCCUGAAUGGCAACCUUUUGGCUAUCCGCUAGCUCAUGCUAUCUGUCUUGUCACCGCCUACUCCGAAGGAGAAGAGGGUUUGCGUACUACAUUGGAUUCUAUUGCAAUGACCGACUACCCCAACAGUCAUAAGACCAUCAUUGUUAUUUGCGACGGCAUGAUCAAGGGCAAAGGGGAACAUCUUACCACUCCCGAAAUUUGUCUCAGCAUGAUGGGCGACUUUGCUGUCUUGCCAGAAGAUGUCCCAGCCUUCUCCUAUGUUGCAGUUGCCAGCGGGUCGAAGAGACAUAACAUGGCCAAAGUAUAUUCAGGCUUCUACGAUUAUGGCGAGAACUCCAUUGUUCCACGCGAAAAGCAGCAACGCGUCCCCAUGAUGGUCAUUGUAAAAUGCGGCACCCCAGACGAAUCGAAGAAUAGCAAACCCGGCAACCGAGGUAAACGCGACAGUCAAAUUAUUUUGAUGUCGUUCUUGCAGAAAGUUAUGUUCGAUGAGCGCAUGACUGAGCUUGAGUUUGAAAUGUUUAACGGAUUAUGGAAGAUCACCGGCAUAUCGCCCGAUUUCUACGAGAUUGUUCUCAUGGUCGACGCUGAUACCAAGGUUUUCCCGGACAGUUUAACGCAUAUGAUCUCAGCAAUGGUUAGCGAUCCUGAGAUUAUGGGUCUUUGCGGAGAGACAAAGAUUGCGAAUAAAGCUCAGAGCUGGGUCACCAUGAUUCAGGUCUUCGAGUACUUUAUCUCCCACCAUCUUUCGAAAUCCUUCGAAUCAGUUUUCGGUGGUGUUACCUGCUUGCCUGGAUGCUUCUGCAUGUACCGCAUCAAGGCCCCGAAAGGUGGUCAAAACUAUUGGGUGCCAAUUCUUGCCAAUCCCGACGUCGUUGAGCACUACUCUGAAAAUGUCGUUGACACCCUGCACAAGAAGAAUCUACUUCUUCUUGGUGAGGACCGAUAUCUGUCCACGCUGAUGUUGAAGACUUUCCCAAAACGCAAACAGGUGUUUGUUCCACAGGCGGUGUGUAAAACCACUGUGCCAGACGCUUUCAAGGUCCUUCUCUCCCAGCGACGUCGAUGGAUCAACAGUACGGUUCAUAACUUGAUGGAACUGGUCCUUGUUCGCGACCUUUGCGGUACUUUCUGUUUCAGUAUGCAGUUCGUCGUGUUUAUGGAACUUGUCGGUACCCUCGUCCUUCCUGCGGCCAUUGCCUUUACGUUCUACGUCGUCAUCAUCUCAAUUAUCAAAAAGCCAGUGCAGAUCAUUCCACUGAUCCUUUUGGCCCUCAUCCUUGGUCUGCCAGCGGUCCUGAUUGUUGUUACGGCCCAUCGUUUGGUUUACGUCUUGUGGAUGUUUAUCUAUCUCUUGUCUCUACCGAUUUGGAAUUUCGUCCUGCCCACGUACGCAUACUGGAAGUUUGACGACUUCAGUUGGGGUGAUACUCGUAAGACCGCUGGAGAAAAGACCAAGAAGGCCGGUAUCGAGUAUGAGGGUGAAUUUGACAGCAGCAAGAUUACGAUGAAACGAUGGCGUGAUUUCGAAAAAGAACGUCGCUUGAGAACGGGUGCCGGUGGCUUCUCGCAGUCCGUGACUAAUUUCGCACAUUAUCCACAACACAAUUCCGUAUAUGAGUCUGACUAUUAG
This is a messenger RNA of Uncinocarpus reesii 1704, 3618 nucleotides long. RefSeq names its product chitin synthase D. Gene Ontology annotation, cellular component: cell periphery; cell septum. Gene Ontology annotation, molecular function: chitin synthase activity. NCBI's taxonomy places the organism in Eukaryota, Fungi, Ascomycota, Eurotiomycetes, Onygenales, Onygenaceae. The transcript has 2 exons. The record is from RefSeq and is a predicted model, not a curated record. Bases 1 to 3618 code for a protein of 1205 amino acids.